This is a messenger RNA of Klebsormidium nitens, 2162 nucleotides long. Lineage: Eukaryota; Viridiplantae; Streptophyta; Klebsormidiophyceae; Klebsormidiales; Klebsormidiaceae. The record is from the annotation of a GenBank genome assembly.
GUUCCGUACUCCACUUCCAUCUUUUCAUUAGCGGUUUUUCUCUCUUUUGCUCGAAGUUUGCACUUGCCAGUACUGAGUACAAUUGACAAUUGAAUUUGUGCACCUCAAGCUUCAUUUGCGUUGUACUUCGCUCUUCCAAUCCUUUGUGCUCAGCACUCGGCCUUUUACUCCUCCUGCACUAGGGAGUUUUACAGUACAUCGCAGCUGUUCUUUAUCCAGCCAGCUUCUUGGCAGAGAAGCCAUUUGCUCACCAGCCUCUUUGACACCUGUCAAGUGCCCACAAGCUGCAAAGCCCUUGUGGUUUCCUAAAUCAUCUCUGCCAGCUGCUUGUCGUUCACCCAAUGAUCCACAACCUCUCUCCUGCCCCCUGCUUUGAUUUGCUAACUGGCAAUUUUCUUGCCCCAUCUUCACAUUUGCUACCCAGGCCACCAAUGCUGCAGCUGGACAGCUGUCAUUGUUGGCAUUGCUAGACAAUAACUGAGUCCCAGGUUGUGUGCUCGUGGUGGUUUGCUGCCAAUGGUGCAAGUCUGGGCGCCAGCAUGGAUUCCAGAACUCAUAUGAUUGGCGCAUUUGUGGCUGGGACUUGCCUGGGUACCUGCCUGGCGCUAGCAUUGGCUAGAUAUAGUUUAUCAAAACAGCGGAUACGAAACUGGCAAGGUACACCACCCACAUUCAGCUCUGAAGGCAUCAAGGAGCAAGCAAGGCAGGUUCAAGGUUCUCAUGGUACCAUAGAUUUGGCGUCACCCCCGGUGCAGCUAGACGAAGCAGAUGAAAUCAUCCGAGAACAGUUCACAAGGAACGUCCAGUUCUUUGGGGAUGAGGGGCAGGCGCGAGUCCAUGGCGCCUUUGUGGUGGUUGUUGGCCUGGGGGGCGUCGGCAGCCAUGCGGCCAGCAUGCUGCUGCGCUCAGGGGUGGGCCGCCUGCGCAUUGUAGACUUCGACCAGGUGUCGCUGUCGUCGUUGAACCGCCACGCGGUGGCUGUGCGGGAGGAUGUGGGCACGCCUAAAGCGUUGUGCCUGCAGCGCCACUUUGCACGCAUCUUCCCGGAAGCCCACGUGGACGCCCGUGCGCUCAUGUACGACAUCACCACGGAAGAGGAGGUCCUCGCUGGGAGCCCGGACUUUGUGCUUGACUGCAUCGACAACAUUGACACCAAGGUCGCGCUCCUGGCGGCCUGCAAGCGGCGUGGUCUGCAGGUCGUCAGUGCCACCGGUGCGGGCGGCCGCGCCGACCCGACCCGCGUGCGGCUGGCGGACCUGAGCGAGAGCACGGAGGACCCCCUGAGCCGCGCGGUGCGGCUGCGGCUGCGGCGCCUGCACGGCAUCCAGGACGGCAUCCCGGUCGUCUUCUCCACCGAGAAGCCCAAGGCCGGCCUGCUGCCCUUCGAAGCGCCCGGUGGGGUGGAGGCGAACCCGGCCGACUACCAGGUGGUGCCUGGCUUCCGCGUACGUACCAUCCCGGUGAUGGGUGCGCUGCCCGCCCUCUUCGGCCUCGUCAUGGCCGCCCACGUCGUAACCACCCUCGCGCGCCUGCCCGUCGCCCCCGAGCCCGUACUGCGCCUCGGUCGCGAACAUUACGGCUUGCUGCAUCGCCGCCUGAUCGAGCGGGAGGAGUUGCGGUUCGGCAGUGGUGCCGCAGUGGACGUGGACGAGGACGAGGUGGUGUACAUUGCGCGCGAGAUGUGGCGCGGCCGCAGCGCGCGCGACCAGGCCGCACGGGACGUGGGGCGGGGCAUGUACCGGGCAAUGGCCCACAUGUGCCUCACCAGGUGGGACGCGUCGAAGCCCCCGACGAUCGACAACCUGAUCAUGCUGACCUUCGAGGAGGCCGAGGCGCACGAGGCCCGCACGCUGGCCGACAUUGCCAGCAGCGAGCCGCAGUUCUACGCCAUGGUCACGGCCGUGCUGCAACGGGCACGCCGGGACCUGGCGUACCCGCCACGGAGCACGUGACCGCGCACGCUCGUACCUCCAUCGCCAGCCAGAGUAGUCCAGAGUCCGAGCUCUAGCAUGAGCUCACUGCCCGAGAUCAGCCAUGGGAAGCAUUCAAGAGAGAAGCGUCCAAGCAAAGAAGGGGUUAAAAUGUCUUACGGCCACAGCCGCGAUAAGGUCCGCGUGUACUCUUUCGAAUCGUCUUACAAAGAUGUUUUCGAUCGAUCGAUG